UGCUACGCUGUCUAUCCAUCAGAAUAUAAUCAGGAGAAUAUAAUGGAGACUUCUUCCGAUUUGAGAUAUUUCAGUAAAUCUGGAGCAGAAGUUCAGAAUUCAAUUCUGGAGAAUAUGAUGGAUGAGGAUGAAAACCACGAACAGGAUUCGAGUGAACGACCGACUUUGAAUCGAACUUUAUCUCAGGAACAGGCAGAUUUUGUUAUCAGAUUAAUUAACUGUCCAAAUAUUUACUUCGACAAACUACCACAGAAACAAAUAAAUGAGAAGAGAAGGCGUAGCUCUGUGUCUGAUAUAAUAAAAAAGAAAUUUAGUCCCCAAACUCCCACAGAGUUUAAUAUACAACAAAUACAGGCAAUGCAAGCUAUUGCUGAGGGUGGAGAGGAUGUAAUGAACAUGAGACAAGACAGGAGAAGGAGGUCAGAGAUCUCUGGAGAAGCGCCUCGGCAUAUACCUGAUGAAAUACUGAGAAAUUUGAGAGAGGCUGGAGUGACGAACUACGGAAGAUUAUAUGGCGGAAGACGAUCCGCUGUUGUAUUUUCAUGACAGUAUUCAGCGGCAUUGCGCACGAAGCAAUAGCAUCUUUGUAAUUCUGAACACGUCUUUCAAAACUUACUCAGAACCAUGUUACAAAUGAUAUGAUGAACGUACUUUAAUCAGUAUUUAAUUCUUACAAGGACCAAAACUAAUAAAUUGCCGAAGUAGUUGAACUACUUAGAUGGAAUCGAACCACUCCUCUUCAUCCUGACCCAGAGAACUAGUUAAACAAGCGGUCUCGGUAUUCAUUAAAUCUGGUUCCAAAUCAUUACUAUUUAAAUCAUUGUAAAUUUAUUUGCUUUAACUAUAUGUAUUAUAUAUAUGUAUUAAAUAAAGGAAUAGUACUAAAACAUUGCAACCUGUAAAUAUAUGUUCGUUAUAGUUUGUUAACGCAUAAACGGUCAACUUAUUUACCUGUACACAUAAAUAAAGAUAAG
This is a messenger RNA of Eurytemora carolleeae, 974 nucleotides long. RefSeq lists its product as uncharacterized. Lineage: Eukaryota; Metazoa; Arthropoda; Copepoda; Calanoida; Temoridae. The coding region runs from base 43 to 546 and encodes 167 amino acids. The transcript has 7 exons. The record is from RefSeq and is a predicted model, not a curated record.